ACUUUUCUAUUACACUCUCAUCUCAACACACAGCACAAUCAUCUCUCUAGUCUCUCUCUCUCAGAAAAUACAACUACUAUACAAAACUAUCAUCUAUCUAUAUCAGCAUGUCCAACACAAAGAGAGAUGUGGAUCGGAUCAAAGGUCCAUGGAGCCCCGAAGAAGAUGAUCUGCUUCAGCAGCUUGUCCAGAAGCACGGCCCCAGAAACUGGUCUCUCAUCAGCAAAUCUAUUUCGGGUAGAUCCGGCAAGUCGUGUCGUCUCAGGUGGUGUAAUCAGCUUUCUCCUCAGGUGGAGCAUCGGGCUUUUACGCCGGAAGAGGAUGAUACCAUCAUCAGGGCCCAUGCUCGGUUUGGGAACAAAUGGGCCACGAUAGCGAGGCUUCUUUCGGGCCGGACUGACAACGCUAUUAAGAACCACUGGAACUCGACCCUGAAAAGGAAGAGUUCUUCUAUGGGCGCUGAUGACUUCGCUCAUUUUCAGCAGCCGUUGAAGAGGUCGGUGAGUGCCGGGUCGGGUGUACCGGUUUCCGGGCUUUAUUUGAGCCCCGGGAGUCCUUCAGGAUCCGAUGUGAGUGAUUCCGGGUUGUCCCGUUUGUAUCGUCCUGUGGCGAGAGCAGCCGGGGUUUUCGGGGCACAGGUGGAGACGGCGAACACGCCUGUUUGCGUCAAUGAUCCACCGACUUCCUUGUCGCUUUCUCUACCGGGGAUUGGAGUGGAUUUGAAUGAGCAUUCUAAUCGCGUUUCUGAGCCCACUCAUGUGAUUGAGCCGAUGGAGGUGGUCGCGGCGACUCCAUCGCCUGUGGCGGUUGUACAGCAGAAUCCGUUUUCGAUGGCGUCGGUGUUGAAGAAGCCUCCUUUGAGUCAUGUUCCCACCAGCCGUGAGAAGGCAGAGUUUGUAAAGGAGACGGCAGGGGAAGAGAAGGAGAAGCCAUUUGUGGCGUUCAAUGCGGAGUUUAUGGGGGUGAUGCAGGAGAUGAUUAGGAAGGAGGUGAGGAAUUACAUGGCAGGACAGCAGCAUCAAACUGCGAUUGGAAUUGGUAUGCACAGUGAGUGAGAAUGAGCAGGGCAACAAACAAGUUCUUGUUUUUAGUUCUCAAUGUACAGAUGAGAGGAGGGGGGAAAUGACAGCUGCUUGAUCCUUUGAUCAUCUCAGCAAGAAGGAAGAGAAGCAAAUGUGGAGAAGCAAAGCCAAGAAAAAGCCUAAAUGGAGAAAAUUUUGAACAUUCAAUGCAAUCUUUAUAUCUAUAAGCAAGCAAGAAGCAACCAUGUUUAAAGUUCAAAUCUUUUUUUCUUUUUUCUUCACAAUAGGUUCUAAAUUCUAAUCAAUCUGGAAUUCUGUUGAGAAUAAUAAUAAUAAUAUUUCCCUAGGA
Molecule: messenger RNA, 1371 nt
Organism: Daucus carota subsp. sativus
Lineage: Eukaryota; Viridiplantae; Streptophyta; Magnoliopsida; Apiales; Apiaceae
Product: transcription factor MYB44
Exons: 1
Coding region: 108-1055 (315 amino acids)
Biological process (GO): regulation of DNA-templated transcription
Cellular component (GO): nucleus
Molecular function (GO): DNA-binding transcription factor activity, RNA polymerase II-specific; RNA polymerase II cis-regulatory region sequence-specific DNA binding
Source: RefSeq, a predicted model, not a curated record